Psylliodes chrysocephalus is the source of this 510-nucleotide messenger RNA. Lineage: Eukaryota; Metazoa; Arthropoda; Insecta; Coleoptera; Chrysomelidae. The record is from the annotation of a GenBank genome assembly.
AUGAAGAUUGAGAAACAGAAAAUUUCGUUACCUGUAAAAAAUUACGACAUUACAAUACUCAAAUCGAAAGAAUUUGAACCUGUUAUUGAACCUGAUUUAAAUGAAAUUUCCACCUUCAAUGAGUUACCAAACUUGUAUUUAAAUAAGUUUCAUCCUUCAAUUAGAGAAUAUAUAGAAGGAAAAAUUAGUGAUACAGAAAAUGCUUAUGACAAUACAUUCGGUGUUUAUUUUAGCCCCGAAUUUCGUGAUUGGGCUAUUGGUGACUCACCUAUAAUAUUCAAGGAGAGUGGUAACGUAGAAGUCAAAGAAAAAGAAUACGAGGGAACUAAAGGUCUUUAUGAAUUACUUUUUAAGCAAAAUCCUAUAGAAUUUACACCACAGGAUUCAAAUAAUUAUAUAAAUAUUAUUAAGAAGAGCAACGCACAGUUUUUGGGCUAUGAUCCAUCAAGGGGUUUAUCGACUUCAAAUGCUAAAAAGUUUGUAGAAAUUAUUAAACCUAUUAUUGAAUAA